UGUUGAUGCAUUGUGGGUCACAGAGUGUGUUGUGGUGCGCACGCCCGCUGCCUCCAGCCCUCGCCAUCUUCACCGGCUCCCAGGUUUCACACCAUGUCUGCUCCUUUAAGGGGGCCCGAUCAGCAUGCUUGGGCCCUGCUAGCCCUACAGAAGUCUGCGCCAACUUCCCCUCACCGUGUGCCCUGGUCCCCUGACAGGAAGGGAACCCCUAUUGCAAGGUUGGAAGGGAAAGAAUUCGAAUACAUGGUGCGGCAGAGUCGGGUGGUGAUCGGCCGCAACUCCAGCAAGGGCGAUGUUGAUGUUAAUAUGGGCCAUAAUAGCUUUAUAUCGCGUCGACAUAUUGAAAUAUAUUUCGAGACGCCGCAUUUUUACAUGAUAUGCAAUGGCAAGAAUGGUGUGUUUGUGGACGGUGUUUUUCAGAGGAAGGGCGCCCCACCUCUCCAGCUGCCCAGACAAUGCACAUUGCGAUUCCCCAGCACAAAUAUUAAGAUACAGUUCCAGUCAUUAGUAGAUGACUUGGAUCCUCCUCCGGCAAGGGUGCCAUCUCCACCUAAACGAAAAAUGCAGCCCUUAAAAAUUAACAUUCCUGAGCAGGAUGCCAACUUUGGCUCUCCAUUCCCUUCACCAACUGGUACUAUAAGUGCAGCCAACAGCUGUCCCACAUCCCCACGGGGAGGCCAUGGGGGGCUGGCAGGUAUAAAAAGAGGUGUCAAUGCAGAGAACUUGGUCCAGGCUGCUUAUGCUGCCAUGGAAGAUAAAGGUGACAUAGCGAAUACAGUUUCCUUAUCCACAGUAACAGUAUCAACAACACAUGAAGAAAAUCAAGUCAGUUUAACAACAUCCAAUCAGCAGUACCAUCACAAUGGCAUCCAGGCAUCCAUAGCAGAUGAUGGCUACUUCACCUCUCCACAUCCUCCUGACCAGCCCCACAGUCCUCCUGGAGCCGGUGCUAAGGAUGAUUCAAAGCCUCCAUAUUCAUAUGCUCAGUUGAUUGUUCAAGCAAUAUCUUCAGCCCUGGACAAACAGCUAACACUAAGCGGUAUAUACUCUUAUAUCACCAAGCACUAUCCAUAUUAUCGCACAGCUGACAAAGGCUGGCAGAACUCCAUUCGACAUAACUUGUCAUUAAAUCGAUACUUCGUCAAAGUCCCACGUUCUCAAGAGGAGCCAGGAAAAGGCAGCUUCUGGAAAAUUGAUCCAGCGUCGGAGAGUAAAUUAGUCGAUCAAGCUUUUAAACGGCGGCGGCAACGAGGUGUUCCUAUUUUCAAGACUCCCUUCACACACCUCUCUAAUAGCAGAUCUGCGCCAGCCUCUCCCUCACACAUUGGCAUGAGCGGCCUGGUAACUCCCGAGUCAUUGUCACGAGAAGGAUCUCCAGUGCCUGAGUACGUGGACUCAGCCACAGCUUCUCCUCUUAACCCCCUAAAUACUGCUGCUCAGUAUGAUGUUAACACUACCAGUGCACCACCUUCACCACCAUCUCACCAGCAUCAGCAAGGUGCCACGUUAAUAGGAACAAGUGGGGUCAGUGUUCAGAAUUCCCAGCAGCUCAUGUCUGCCUUACAAGGCAAGUACCUGAUAGCCACUGCUGGGGGCCCUAGUGGGGCAGGGUCUGGGAAGUCUGGAGAGCUUAAACAAAUUCAACUAACAAGUGGUGGCCAUGGAGAGCCUACUUCCUUCACCCAAGGACAGGUCAUAGUCCAGACCUCAACAGAUCCCAGCACCUUCACUCAUACUCAGGUUAUUUUGCCCACGCAUCUCAACAAAUAUGGUGGAGGAUAUGUGACUGUGAAUGGCGAGGUUAAACGUGUGACUACAGCAACUACAGCUGGACAAAUUAUAACUGGUCCUAGUGUGAGCAGUAAUAUGAGAAACAGUAGUACUAGCACUGGAACAGCAGUGAUGGUAGGUACUAUGACUGCUGCUCCCCAUACUACUGAGUAUAUAGAAGAGGUUGUGGAGGCAGAGGGUGUUGUUAUGGCUGCCUCACAUAACGAACCACUUCUAAAACGACCCAGGAUGGAUGGGGAUGGACCUCCUUAUGAAGAUGAGUAACUCUGGCUCUACCCUGUCUCCCCAACCCCAUGACAGUCAAAUGUUCUUAAGCCAGCUAGGCAGUGGUCGCCCAGCAACACAAGUCAUAGUUCUCAGCCAACUAAAAAUAGUGAUCCCGUAAUGAAGUCAGACAGGUGGUUCUCAGGAUGAAAUCCAUUAGUUCAUUAGAAGCUGUGAGUUAACCCAAGUUAUGGUUUAAAGAAGAUAAUUACUUGCAUCUCUGAUACAUAGAGACCCUAGAGUCUGUUACUGGGAAAAUAGUGAAGUUUGAGAUGUUCCUUCAGGGAUUAUUAAAAAAUGAUUUGUUUAAAGUUAUAAACAAUCUAGACAUCUGGUAAUGGUGCAAGACUGAAAGACUUGUGAAGUGGAUACUACUGUAGUGCCUGUUAUAUGCCAUAAUUUGACAGCUCUUGGCAGGGAGGCCAUGUACUCCAUUAGUGGACAUCAAAUGACAUGUCUUAUCACAGCAAUGUGAGAGAAUAGAGGUUCCAAGGAUCAGCUGUGCCUAGGUGUAAGUGUGUCACACCAUUGAGACUAUUGUCAUGUACCUGAAGAGAUUAUGGAGGUUGCUUCAGAGGCGACUCGUGCAAAUUAGUAAAUGUUUGAAUGACGUUUUAAUGCAUAUUAGUUGCUCUGAAGUAGUUAAUGACUGUUUAACAAAUGUUCUGUUUAAAGUGCAUUUUAAGUUUUGAUAAAAGUGACAGCCAUUUAAAGAAAUGCUGACAUGCAUGUACACAAUAUUACUUGGCUUUUCUUCAUGCCUACAACUGAUUAGUUUUUUAUCAACUUAGUUGACAUGUUUAUUGUGUAAAAUGAUAAUAUGAAUGGUAUAUAAUAGGGCAUAGCCAUAUUAAAUGUCAGUACUUCAUUACUUUUCAGAAUAAGUUUGGCCUCAUGGCCUCGCUACCAAGUGUCACAGUGGAAUGAAUGAAAUUAAUGUUAUUUUUUCCAUGUAUAAUGCAGUACAAGUUUUUAGGUGAUGUGAACAUUAGUUUGAUAAAAUUAUUAUAAAUAUUUGGGGAUCAUUGAUAAUGGGCCACAUGGAGAAUUAAUUGUUCAAAAAAUUAAAUUGAAAAAUAAUUGCAUUUUAAUUUUUAUUUUUAUGUACAUUGGUGAAAUGUGUGGGAGUAGUGAAACCUCUGCCAUAUAUGUACAGUAUCUCGAGUGUUUAACUCUGCCUGUGAGAGCAGAGAUUGUUUCUCUAGAAACUUUGUAUUAAAGAUGAGUAGUAUAGUAUAAGAUGGAACUCCCUUAUUUUUUCUUUGUCUGAGAGGCUAUAUAUGGUUUGUAAAUGAUAUAAUGCUAUACUUGUAUGGAGAGGGACAGUGUCAUAUUAAAAGAAGUGUUAGAAGGAACACUUCCUUUUCUUUCUUGUACAUAAAGAACAAAUGUAGAACUAGAUUUUUCAGAAUUAACAUGUCGCAUCAAAAUGUUAGCUCCUACUUGUGGGGAAUAUUUAUAUUUUAAUUGUCAUCUUCAAAUGUUACAAUGAUUCCACCCUUUGUUGUGGCAGUGAAGGGUCUUAAUUUAGUUGUUAAGUGUCAGAGUCCUCUAUGGUGGCAUUCACAUACGGCAAGUGAUAAUGCCAUAGUCAGAAAAAAUGGUGUAAAUAUAGUUACUGGUUAGUUAUUUUCUCAAAUGUGGCAGGUGGCAAUAGUUUAUAUGAAUAUCCUGGAAUCAUCACAUGCAGCAAUCAGAUAAAACCUCUUAGUAUUUUUGCAUAUAUUUCUAUUAUAUUAUCUAUACUGUAACAAAUAUGAAUUGAAAAUAUUUAUACUAAUAUUAAAUUGUUUACUAUAACAAGAAACAUUGUUAUUAUUCAGAAUAAACUUGUGGGGGCUGAGUAUUCUUAAAUUGGACAAACAAUUAUAUUUUAAUAUUUGUAUAUGAGAAGAUUGCAACUUAUGAUGACUCUGGGUGUCACUGGGUUAUUACAGCCUAUGCCACAACAAUUGUCAUUAUAUUGUCAUUUCCUUUCUGUGCAAAUGGAGCCAAUAGGUGAAAUAGUGAUGAAAGUUUUGUAGGGACUUGUAAAAAACAAAUUCUAUGCCUGUACUAUAGAAGAGGUAAUUCGUUCCAGUUUGCAACAGUUGUAAGCUAUACAACAAAUACCUAUUACAGAUUUAAAUAAAUACACAAACUUGUUCCAUUUAUGCACCUUAUGUUUGAUUUCUUAAAAAUUGGUUACCAAAGAAUCUAUUAAAUAUAUGAAGAAUGUAAAGGCUCCAUCAGUGUUAGCUUCUGUAAAAACAAAAAAAAAAACUGAUCCUCUCUAGAAACACUCUUAUUUUAGUUUUUUCUCUCCUGUGAUAGGAAAUAGUAUAGCCUGUAUCAUUCUUUGUGUCCUGACAAAAUAAUUGUGAAACACACUUUAUUUUAUAUGUUCCCAGUUUCAAUUUCUUACCCAUUAGACCUAUGAUAUCCAUAUUUGCUUAAUGCUUUUGGUAUGUCAUUUACCAAAUGUAGCCAAGUAUUGCAACUCCUGAUUGCUAGCCAGUUUUGUCUUGCUUAUAAAUGAAUCAUAAGAUGAUCUUGUUCUAGGUUUUGUUUAUAGAGAGAGAAAUUCAAAGCAAUGACAGCCCCAGUGUUUCAAGGAAAUAUGGUGUGUUUGAUUAUGUGUGCUUUUUUUUUUUUUUUUGACCUUUAUUAUGCUGUGAAGCUAUUUAUAGACAAGGCAAUAACAUUACAAUACUGCUGGAACGAGAGGAUGUGCAACCCAUUUUCACAUAGAUUGUUGAAGAAAAAUAAUCCUGUUGUCUGGCCAGUAGUACCCAGUCGUGCUGGGUCCUAUCAAGAGCUCUUAUCUUUACAACUUGAAAGAUUUUGAGAAACUGUAUUGAUUUUACUUGCUGGUAGUUGGUUCAAAUAUCUGAUAAGAUGGGUUUUAUACUUGUUAGUAGUGUUUCCACCUGGCAAGCAUGUGGGCUAGAUACCAGGCUGAGGUGCCAAGCAUAACUCGAGGGAGAAAUGGAUUUGCACAGUUGUAGUGUUGUUCUAUGAUAGUGGAUUGGUUUAUCCAGAAGAUUAUAAUAGUUAUAUUAAAAUUGUGGGUGAUACCCUUGAUAAAUAUUCAAGUUUUUUGGUGAAUUUUAUGAGGUACAAAGUUCUUUGUAUUCUGUUAGCUGUAAGCCAAUUAAGUGUAGAGGCACAGCAUUUUAAGAACAUUUUUUCAGUAAAUGUGCAUGUCAAAUGCAAGUUCAUCAAACAACAUGAGUAUUACCAAGGAGAUCCUCAAAUAUUAGUGGAAAACUAGUCGUCCAGGAUGACUUCAAUGAAAAGUCUAAAGAUUCCUCAUUAUUGAUGGCUUCCCCAAAUCCUUAAUACUCCUGACAUUCAGGAGGAAUUGUCCUUCCUUUCUCACCUUUCCCUUUCCCAGUUACUUCAGCCACCAACCCACAAACUCUACCCUGCCUUGAUAUCAUAGUGAUUCGUAUGUACAACUAAUAGAAGCAGAGUGAAAAUAAACCUAUUAACUCAGAA
Cherax quadricarinatus is the source of this 5535-nucleotide messenger RNA. Its product is annotated as forkhead box K. Gene Ontology annotation, molecular function: RNA polymerase II cis-regulatory region sequence-specific DNA binding; protein binding; DNA-binding transcription factor activity, RNA polymerase II-specific. Lineage: Eukaryota; Metazoa; Arthropoda; Malacostraca; Decapoda; Parastacidae. The record is from RefSeq and is a predicted model, not a curated record. Gene Ontology annotation, biological process: regulation of transcription by RNA polymerase II.